Molecule: messenger RNA, 11240 nt
Organism: Spirodela intermedia
Lineage: Eukaryota; Viridiplantae; Streptophyta; Magnoliopsida; Alismatales; Araceae
Source: the annotation of a GenBank genome assembly
AUGCAGUAAUUUCACAUGUUCUCUCGUCCAUUUUUUCAAACUGAGUCUUUGCCAGUUGAUUGUCUAUGACUGUGUACGACGGGGUCGAAAUGCAUCAUGUUCUCUGUAUUAAAAAAUUAUUGCAUGACCAAUAAUCUUGGCACCAAAUGAACAGCUAACAAUAUUGAUAUAUUUUCUAAAAAAAACCCGAACUUCUUGAUCUCUUCCCUUAGAGUUGCUUCUCAUCGCCUUAACUAUAUUUCUUGCCAACCAUGGUAUCUGGAAGAUAGAGAAGUUCGUAGAAAGCUAGAAAAUUGGUUGAUUUGGUAUGUCUAAGUGAGACAUAAUCGAUCUUCCUCCUGAUGAGAGGAUUUUUAUCGUCCUACUUAAAUUACCACUGCACUUAAUAAAUCUAAUUGAUCCUUACGAUAAGGAUAGGCAUUGUUAUCUUUUAAUUCUUAAAAUUGACAUUGGAGUAAUUAAGAACUGCACUAUUAUCACUGCACUUCUUAAUCUAUAUUUCUUCUCCCACUCACUUAAGUAUUGAGUUCUCUUGGCUCAUUUUCUAGUGCUGAUUUGUGAUUUUUGUGCAUUUGAAUUCAGAUUUUUAAUCUUCUCUACCCACAUAUCUUAUGUGCCAACGUUUCGAACUUAGUUCUUUCUGCUGCUCGAUCUUUUUUUAUCUAUGUUUUUCCUCGUUACUUGCUCUAUCUUUGUAUGAUUUUUUUUCAGUUUCUGUAAUUAACGCACAAAGUUGUAAAUAUCCCCUUGCACACAAGAUGGCCAUGCACCAUACUGCGUAGGUGGGCAGUUUGAGGUGCAUUGGUGACUCAAUUUGAGGAUGUCUAUUUUUUGCCCUUUUUCCAGAUUUUUGAACUUUGAGAGGUCAGGCUUAUAACUUCCACAAAGUGGUGAGGAGCAUGAACCAAUUUUUGUAUUUGAAUAGUUACAUGAUGAAACGAAACAAUCGAGCAGAGUUUUGGAAAAGUUUGAAACAAAAAAAAAAAACAGAAAAACUGCUUCUCGUCACUAGAUGCUAUUAUUCAUAUUGUUAAUGAGGAAACUAACCCAAAUAUCACCCAUCAUUUCUACUUUUUCUCUGGAACUAGUCAAUAAAGCACAAUCAAUUGCAUUACUGGUUGCAUUGUUCUUUUUCCCGGUGACACUGAUGCACAACUCUCUUUUGAGUUGAGUGCACCUCUUAUUUCUUCUUUAUGACUUCCCAGAUUUUUCUGUAUGCGAUUUAUGCAGUUACUCUACUGGCUUCACAAGCGUUCAUGGUGAAGGACCGUCAGCAGAGUAUGCAAAACUUAGGAAGGAGUCGCUAGAGACUGAAUUUGGAGCCACACUUGGAACUUACAGCUCAAAAACCUUAUUUGCUUACUACCGCUUUGGUCCAUUCUUGGCCUUGUACAGAGCUGCAAUAAUUUCUUUUCAGGUGGGAAAGUUGACCAUAUGGCAUUUCUUUCUUCAGGACAUUCACAAACGUGCAGUGAAGGUAAUAACUUUUACGAUGUGUCUAUCAUCCCGUUCCCUUCAUGACGUUUGUUAUUAUCGGAGAUGCAAAUGUGUUCGAGUGUCAAGGACUGGCAAAUGCCCGACACGGGUGUGGAUGUUUCGAUAAUUCUAUGGUUUUCAUUUUCUCAUGUCGUGUUCUUGUAAGUUUCUUUGCGUUAUAUUUCUUUUAUGAGUUUUUUCCUGUUUUUCAGUUUCGGGAAACUCUGGUUCGCUUGGGGCCUUUUUAUAUCAAGGUACACGCACUGAAACUCUACUAUACACAUCAUUAUCUGCUUUGGAAUUCACUGCCAGCUGCUUUUACUUUUUUCAAGAAUAAUAUUCAUUAUGGUUUUGUUUGCCUUUUCAAAUUUCAUCAAGUGGACCUUUUUAUCCACUUCCAUUUAGAUUUCUCUCCCAGAAAGUUCUACGGCACUAGUAUUUUUCUUUGUGAAGGAAAAAAAAAUGUCGGACAGGCCAUUCUUGGCACUCUCUAAAUUUAGACCAGGCACCUGUGGAUAUUUAUUUUUAAUAGAUGAAUGAUCUUUGUACCUUCCUCUCUGAGCUUGAGUGGUAGCAGUGUAGUGUGUCUCCCAAUUUCCUGAGGGGGCGUGGGAGGAGGAUAACAGAAGAUUUAUGUUAAAAUUACGAGAGUUGCAUGGCAUUUUGCCUAGUUAUUAAUGCCUCAAAAAGAAUAGAGAUCAGGAACAAUUUUGAUCUGAUUCUAGUGAUCAGGGUAAAUUAAGAAAUUCAUUUAAUUUUGCCUUUGUUUUUAUCCUAUUUAACAUUUUUCUAGAUGAAUCGAGUUUUGUUGAACUGUGCUGCUGGGUUGGUCGCUUAGUCUUUGCACCAUCAGGUAGUUUUUUUCUGCCUCUGUUUGUUACUAGCCACUCUUUGCCACUCUAAUUUCCCCCCCAUCUGUGGUAUCCACCAAUCGACCUGUGUUUCUAUUCAUUGGGAUUAUAGUUUCUUUCAUAGAAAACAUGACAUGUUAGCAAUGAUGACCCUGAUUCUGAGUCUCAUCAGGUGCUUGCAAAAGCAUUUCUCUGAGAAUGCCACCUACUUUCUUUUGGUUCUUCCUUUUACGUGUUAUGUCCUUCAUUAAUAUUAUCCCGGAUUAAAUAUGACUAUUUCUAUUUAGGACAAUAGAUGGUAAAAAUGAUAAUCUCACUAGGAAGAUCUUAAAGUUCCUGGUGAUGAUAGCACCUUCUUGACACUUAAUCAAGAACCUCAAUUCAUCUCAUAUGAUGAAUGCGGUUUCAUUAUGCCUUAAGAAUUUCCAAUGUUGAUAGAACAUUUCUGAUGUUUAGUCUGGAUAAUAAUGACUAGCUUAUUUAAACAACAUUUCAAAAGAGAAAAACCAUUUGAAUUCCACAGUGGGAACAUUUAGAGGGGAAAUGAAUUGCCUCUCGAUGGUUUGCUUUCAUGGGAAAUAUGAUAUUUUUCUUGAGGAGAUUCCUUUUAAGUUAAGUCAUCAUAAAAGAAGUAAUCCUCAUCAUAUCAGAGGCUUUCAUGGAAGCAUUGGUUUGUGGAUACUCACCAUGGAAAACUUUAGAAACUUGAGUGUAAUAUGGAAAAUUCUGGCCCCACUGUAGAAUCAUAAUUUUGUUUAAUGUUCAUAGACUUGCUGAUGUGGAUGGGCCUGUCAUUAUUUUUAUCGUUAGAACUUUUCUUUUGUUUCUAGAUAUCAUGUAUCGUUAGAACUAGUUCAAUCUGGUACAACUUCUUCAAUUUCCGCAAAUUUAUAAUGUUUCCUUCUAUUUAUUCACAGCUUGGGCAGGCUUUGAGUACUCGACCAGAUAUAUUACCCAAAGCAUACUGUCAGGAGCUCUCUAAGUUGCAGGUUUUUUUCCUUAUUUGUGUUGGCUCUUUCAUAUAUGGAUCUUGCGCAUUUAAUUUUUGUACAUAACUAUCUCGAGAGUAUCCAUAUUGCAAUUUUAUGAUUAAGUUUUUACUUAUAUAUUUAUAUAUAUUUAUAUAUAUUUAUAUAUCAAUAGUUUAAGUUGUUAUAGAAAAUAUAACCAAAUGAUUUCCUUUUUUUGGUCAAUCUAUUGGUUACAUCUGAAGCACAUUUAUUCAUGGCAUGCUGUGAAUAUUUAUUGAUCUUAAUGAACGAUCCUUUUUUUCCCCUAUUGGAGAAUCAUAUGUUGAGAAAUUAAUAUCUAAAAAAAAUGAAAGUUGGAUUGAUUUUUUGUUUGCGAUUCCAUGAAGGCUUUUUAGUGGAACUAGGUUUUCAUAUGAAGAGGAACAGAAUUGGAUUAGAAAUCUUGAAAACGAAAUUAGAAAAAAUAAAAAUAGAUUAGGCAACUGAGGGUGGGAUAAUCUUAACAACUCAGUUGACAAAUUUAAAAUCCGGAUGUUUGAUGUUGGCAAGUCUUAUUGAGGCACGAAGAGAGGAGAGGGGGAAUUAAGAGGUUGAGGGCAUAAAUGGAGAUGAACAUGUAUAGAUGAGUUCUUGAACUAACUGGAGUAAGGUUAAUUUCUUUUUUUCCUCUUGAUUCUUUCCAGACUCGAUUCUAAUCUAUGCCUAAAGUUUUGCAAUAGGAUUAUAGAAGAACAUGCUACAUUAGCAGAUGUUCGCCUCAAAAUCAUUAUCGUGUAUUUCGAUCAUGUAUGAUGCUCAGCUACAAAUGAGAUUCAUUUACUUGAGAUGUACUGUCAACGUUUUGUCAUUACAAUGCUUUAUAAUUAGUUAGAUCGAAUAUUAUAGAGUAUAUGUGACAUCGUGUCAGGGAUAUCUGUAAUGCCCGAUGGAAUGCUGUCACUCUAUUUCGUCACUCACAGCCCCGAAGGGCCACAGUAAAAAUGCUGUCAAAUUCUGUCAAUUCUGAAUGCAAAUAUAGCACCUAGGCGCAUAUCAUAAGUACUUUUUAGGGAACGAGUCCUUUCACCAUGCUAGGGCACUUAUGCGUCUUUUUAGAGACAAACCUAGUGGUUUAUAGAAGGUCAUGCAAGUUCCCCCGUUUUUGAUAGUUUAAAUGAGGAUAAACAUCGGGUGACUCAAAAUUUUAUGUGAUCCACUUCUAUAAAGCCUUCUGUUGAUACUGCCAGGAGUUAACUCACCAUAUCGGCAAAGACGUAAAUGAAGGAUAGGAGAACUAUUUUCUAUUGUGAAUCAGGCAUCUUCCUUUUGAAAAUGACAGAAGUUGCAUGGCGAAUACAUGGUUUGCCUUUUUCCCAGCCGGAUGGAUAAAGAGGAGAGCAAUGUAUUGAGAGUUAUUCCGUCCUUCGAUCCCUACGAUUCGGCAACAAUAUCAGUCUGCAACCUUGAUAAAACAAGUCAGAAUAGAUGAAAAAGAGCCUCUGGUUUAAAAAAAAAUAGUACAAGAGCAGUUUCAUAAAUUGGCAUCUAGUCCUGUUUUUAUGGUAAUGUAUUGAUUUUCUGUAGAAAUACGAUGUUGAUAUGCUUUAAACUUACAUUUUAGGUGAAUCUUACUUUUUCCUCUGGACUUCUCUCUCGUGUAGGACCAAAUACCACCCUUCCCGACGCAUGUUGCCAUUAAGCUGAUGGAGUCUCAAUUGGGUGCUCCAAUCAAAAAAGUAUUUGCUGACAUUAGUCUGAAUCCUGUGGCAUCUGCAUCCCUGGGGCAGGUUUAUAAAGGUUAGCUAAUUUACUGUUGUUAGUAAAUGGAUAACUUUUGUGUGAAUUUAUUUCAUGCCAUGAUUAUUUAUUUAUAAAUUUUCUUUGUAUUAUAUUUUUCCUCUCUAAACUAGCUACGAUUUUUAUGUCUAUGUUUUGAUCCUUUUUUUUAAGAGCGAGAAAUAAAUAUUAUACUUGGAAUUUUUUCACCCCCUUGAAAAUUUAACCAUCAGAAGGAUGCCUUUUCCCCUUCCCAGAAGUUCAUGGAAACCAUACUUUUCCCGAAACGAAGAGGCUGCAUAUUCUUCUUUGCUUUUUCUCCUCUUUCCAUUCUGGUCUCUCUCCUUCGUUUCACUCAUUCUCUUAACCUUACCAUGUUGCACAGUCAGUCAUAAAAGUAUGCUGUUUUCCACGUGUUAGAAAAUAUUUCUUAAUCUUUAUUUUAAUUGGGUUAAUAUUUGUUAAAGGAGUCUUUGGUAUUAAAAUUUAUGUAAAGAGUGUGCAACUGAUUCAUAAUUGUUAUCCCGUGUUCUUCCAAGUCACGCAGCUCAUUUGCAUUCCGGGGAGACUGUAGCUGUCAAGGUACAGAGACCUGGAAUGCCACUCUUGCUGACUCUGGAUGCACUACUGUUUGAUAUGAUUGGUGGGCAACUGAAGCGAUUUGCUAAAGCUCAGAAAGAUUUAUUGGUAGCAGUAAAUGAGAUGGUGAGGUUGUCAUGCCUUUCUCGUGACUUAAGUAGUCGUGUUGUUGAAGAUUGUCAUAAUGAUUCUCCGUAUGAGCCAGAACCAACAGUAUUCACAUUCCGAUUUCCAUGUUUUAUUUUUAUGUUAAGACAAUGAUAACUUGUAUAUCUUGAUUUUCUUUAGAUGUAUCUUAUUUUUGAGACACAGUUAUGAAUGGCCGAAGAAAGAAUGGUCUUUGGUUUAUGUGCCUAAGCGGUGGAGAAGGUGCAACAUGGGCAUGCACAAUAAAUGGUAGUUGCCUGUAGUUUGUAGUUACAUCUGAUGAAUAAAUUCUUGAACUGUUAAAUUUGGUACUCGUCAUAGUUUCCCAUCCGCAAGUUCAUUGUAGGUAUUAUCAUGAGAUCACCAAUGUAGAGGCCGUGCCAAUGUUUUUGCUUAUAUGAGGGAUAUAGUAAGCGUGCAUUCAUUAGUUAUUUUCUUUAUUUUCCUGAAUGACAUGUGUUACAAUAUUUCAAUCAGAUAAGAUAUUUUGCGCGCUGCACAUGCUUUGGCAUAGUAUAACCUUUAAAAACUUACAGGUUAGGCAUAUGUUUGAAGAAAUUGAUUACAUACUGGAGGCACAAAAUGCUGAGCGCUUUUCUUCUCUGUUUGCAAGUAACACUCUUGGAAACUAGUUUUUCUUCUCUUUUUUUGCAAAUGUUGUUCCUGACCAAACAUCAAAAAUAGUUGUCCCGUUAUAUUUCUCUCUUCUUUGUGAAAAACCUUAGAGUAAGCCCUGAUGUCCUCCAUGUACUUUUUAAACAUUUUCCUGUCAUCAUUUUCCGGUGAGAGCUAUAUAAUAUAUAUAGAUAUAUGUUCAAAUGUACUUUUACAAAAUUAUUUUAUAAUAUAGAGCCUUAGCAGCAUUAGAAAGGUUUAAAAACUUAGUUCUGAGUGUUGUUUUAACAUGCAGCAGCUUCCAUCUAGUUUGGUUCCUGUGCUCCCUGGUAAAAUGAUGCCAGUCUAUUUUCUUGACUAUUGUUAGCUUAACUUUUUCCUCUGGGUUUUACUUUUUUUACGAACCCAAGGUUCUCUGUUCUUCAUAUGAACGAUAAGGUGCUAGGGAAGUUUUGAUGUUGUCAAUCACCUAAUAGUUUUAACUGUCUUGGUUAUUCUCUUGACAUCUCUGUAAUACCAGCAGUCACAUUUAGCCUUUUGGUACAAGGAUACAGACACCUGCAACUCCACCGCAUCUUACUAGCUGUCCCCUUGACAUGUUGUUUCUCUGCCAUGAGAAUCAUCGCUGUCCUAUAGGUCCUGAUUUAGUUUUAGAGAUAAUUCUUAUUAUACGCUACUGUUAUUCUUCUGGAAAUGCUAGUCUUUUGUCAUCCCUCUGUGCCCAUGAUGACCUAACCUCAGGGCAUCAGAUUUUGAUGCUACUAUCACAAGAGCUAGAAAUUUUGUGAGGCGGUAAGAGUUGUAGUCCUUGUAACCGAAAUCUUGGAAUGUCAGAUAGCAUUCCGCAUAACGCCAAUGACAAUAAUUUUUGUUGUUAAAACUAUGCAACAUAUUCAAUCUCCUUUCAAGCCCUCCAGUCUUCUUUCACAGUACUUCAGUAAACGCCCUUUUCUGCUCUAACAGUACAAUUCAUGGAAACCCCAAUUAUUUCUAUUUUCUAUUUUCUGAAUUGUUAUUCAUGGCAUAAUUUUUUUUGUAUCGCGAUCUUGAAAGCAUUGGAUCAGUUGUUACUACUGUUUAAUUUUGGGUAGGCAAUGGUGAGAAUGGUCACAGAAGAGGCACUACAAUCAAGGUACCCAAGAUAUAUUGGGAAUUUACUCGCAAAGCAGUCCUUACUAUGGAAUGGAUCGAUGGGAUCAAGCUCACAGAUAGCCACCGCAUUAAUGAAGCUUCUCUAAACAAGAAAGAUUUAAUUGAUCAGGUCUUUCUCAGUGCUUCCUGUUAAUGUUGAUAUCUGCGCUGGCUUUCUUCAUUUGGUGGAUGUUGAUUUUCACCUUCAUGGUGGGAGUCACUAUUAAGGAAAGAAAUAGAAAGGUUUCCCCAGAAGUAGGUCAUCUGAUGAGAAAUAUUAAUCUUCAUGAGCGCUUCUGUAGAUAAGUAUUUCGGAUGAUUCUUAUUUUGCCAAUAAAUUGUCGGUUUAAAUUUCUCAUGUUAUGUUACAUUUAAAUUUGGUCCAGUCAUACCAACUCAUCUGUACAUAAUAUGCAUUAGUCUCAAGCAAGUUGCAUUACUUUCCAUGGAGAUUUUGCCCCUCUAAGCAAGUUAUGAACAUAGAUUUAAAUAAUUCAGUGCUGAAUUGGGUUCAAGUUAUUAUUAGUUCCAAUAAACUCAGUGUAAUCCAACUCACUUUUUUAGUUUUCCGAGUCUCAAUCUACCCAAGUCAGACAUCCUUGGCGUCGGUAUUGGUGGAUACAGUUCAUUUUAGAUUUUAUAUCUCUGUAUGAUUGUUAGCGCAAAAAAUUCGUUCAAGGGCAUGUGGAAAAGUGGUCGACUGUAUAUAGUUUAAGCUCAAAAAAUGUUCAUCUGCUCUGAGACACUUUUUUCUCAUGCUUUAAUCUUGGAGAAUUGCACGAAGUGGGAGCAUACAAUGCGUUAAGCAUUCUUAUACCCGUUAACAUUCCAUAUUCUUAAUCUUCUAGUCAUAUGAUGCUCAUGGCUUCUCCAUUAUGGCACUGAUACUGCCAAUGUCCCACAGCGGACAGACCUAGCCGAAGCUUAUCACAUCAUGCCACUUCUUUGUGACUGAAUAUAGACAUACCUCAAAACUUUUGUGUAUAGUCUUCUUGUUUUCUGUUUAUAUCUUAUUGAUGAUUAUUCUGGGCUGUGUAUCUCCUUGAUUUAUGAUGGAAGUGUCUGUCUAUAUAUAUAUAUAGAUAGAUACAUAUGCGUAUAGAAUGUAGCAUAAUCUGAGUCCUUCUGUCAAUCUUUUUGGUUUAUAGGGCAUGUACUGCUCACUAAGGCAACUUCUGGAGGAGGGUUUCUUCCAUGCUGAUCCUCAUCCUGGAAAUCUCGUUGCUACUACUGAUGGAUCUCUUGCAUAUUUUGAUUUUGGUAUGAUGGGAGAUAUUCCACGCCACUAUCGUGUAGGACUUAUCCAGAUGGUUAGUGUCUUUCUCGCCAUGAAAUUUAUCCAAUCUCUCUUGAACAUCUUUGAGAAUUCGAGUCAUUAUGCGAUAUAAUUGGUGGUUUCAGCGUCAGUUACCUUUUAUUUAUCAAUCACAAUUGUCAUUAUUGGGGUAUAGUCAUCACAUCAUUUAAAUAUGUUACAUGCUCGGAAUGUAUAUAAAUAUUUCUAUUUUAGGAUUAUAAUGGUUCCUUUUAAUUUCUUAGAAAAUGAAUUUUUAUCUUUUCAUUUCCUUUGAUGUAAUUGUUUGUCAACGUUGCCAGUUCUUUUUCCCAUGCUAAUUCCCAGAUCCGUAGAGUAUUAUACCCUGCGACAUUUACUCAUUUUUCUCCUCUUGAAAUUUUUUAAUUCUUUUCUGCAUAAUUUCAUCCAUGCAUUGCGUUGACAUUGUCGUUCUGCUGACUGAAUUUAUCUUCCAGCUUGUACAUUUUGUCAACCGUGAUCCCUGGGGUUUGGCAAAUGACUUCCUCUCAUUGGGGUUCGUUCCUGAUGGCACUGAUCUGAAGACUAUUGCAGAUGCCUUGCAAACAUCGUUUGGUGACAGCACCAGACAGUUGACUGAUUUCCAGGUUUAUAUAAUCAUCCCUUCCCAGACAUUUGGAGCUUCUUUCAGCUCCGAGUCUCCGAGUCUGUUCAUCAGAUCAGAGAUUUUUUUUGGAUUCCCUGAAAUAGUAGUUUAAUUCGGUCCCCUUAUUCUCUUUUUUUUCUUGGGGUGUAUGCAUGAGACCUCAUUCUUCUCCAGAUUUCUCAGGUGAAAAAAAAAAAGAGGGAAAAAAAUAUGUGGGUUGAAAAUAAAAUCACAAACAGUUAAAUAUAAUAAUUCUUUCAUAAAAAAAGUCUUCUGUUGCGGUCAAGGUACUGGUCAAAAUGGCACGGAUUUUUCUUGGGUCAACCUCAGUUUCCGUGUAUUUUUUCUCAUACAUAUUUCUAGAUUAUUUUCACACGUCUGUGAUUGGUAUACAGAUGGGGUCUCUUUCUUGACAUCUUCUUCCAAUUGUCGUUGACUUUCCUCGUGACUAGCAUGGAAGCAUCGAGAGGUGAACAUAUCCUAACAUUUUCUGUGUGCUGUGCGAUUAUUUCAGAGCAUAAUGAACCAGUUAUAUGACGUCAUGUAUGAGUUCAACUUCUCCCUGCCCCCUGACUACGCAUUGGUCGUGAGAGCUCUCGGAUCAUUGGAGGGGACGGCCAAGGCUCUGGACCCUGAUUUCAAGGUCGUCGAGAGCGCCUACCCAUUUGUCAUCGGGAGGCUUCUCUCUGAUCCGAGCCCUGACAUGCGGAAGAUACUGAGGGAGCUCCUCAUACGCAAUGAUGGUUCCACCCGGUGGAAUCGGCUCGAACGCCUGGUAUGACAUCUGCUCACCUCAUCUCUCAGGCAUCUUCUCCCUGAAAAAAGGCAUAUUUUCCUAAAUUAAGUGAUUUUUUAAUGAUUUCUGUGGAAUCAUUUCGCCUACUUCUCUCAACCCUCCUCCCCUCGCCUAAAUAAAAAAAUUAAAAAAAAUGGUUCUUUAGGAUUGUAUCUGGCGGAGUUGACUUUUUCCUUUUCUGUAUAUCCAUGAAGUUCAGCCUAAAGAAAAGAAAUUGGUUCCUUAGGAUGGUUUCUGGCAGAGUUGACUUUUUCCUUUUCUGUGUAUCCUGGAUGGGGAAAUAAAAUAUAGGCUAGUAGAAAUUGUCUUGAAUAAUCCAGGGAAAAAAAGAAGCCGUCUUUUUUUUUUCCCACCCGUUGCUCUUCCGGGACAUGAAGAGAUUUCUCCUGCACAGAUUACGGCGAUCUUUGAAGAAGCCUCUCAGACGACCGGCGAGGAGAGCGGCAACCCAGUGAAUGCCCCAAGCUGGCGGUCCUUUGACAUGCGGGCGGUCGUCUCUGCCACCGAAGACCUCCUCCUCUUCAUCCUCUCUGAGAAGGGCCGGAGGGUCCGUAUCUUCCUCGUCCGGGACAUCAUCGAGGCCGUUGACGCAUUCCUGAGGGAGGAGAAAUCUCUUUCUGAGGUCCGUUUAUUUCCCAGAAUGGAUUCUCUUCGUUGACAACAGCCCCCAACUGUUAGAAGACUUUGGAAAUCUUAGAAUUUUUUUUCCCCUUUUUGGCUCUAUAAAUAAAUAUUUAUUUAUUUAUUUAUUUAUGCAUGCAUGCAUAUUUGUGCUCCUGUGCAGGGAGAUUCGGUGACCAAGAGGGUGGUCAACGGGUUGCUGUCGCUGAGGAUAGCGGUCAGGUCAGCGCCCGAGGUGUGGGCUGCCAUGCUGCUCCGAGUGUCCCUGCGGGCUGAGCUUCACCAGUUCAUCGUUGACGUCGUCUCGGCCUUGGUAAUGCAUUCCUGGAAAAAGAUACCGGAAACUUUCUGGCUCUUUCUGUCCCGGCUCCUUCACAAAGUCAAAGAGAAUAUCUGA